This is a messenger RNA of Artibeus jamaicensis (Jamaican fruit-eating bat), 3254 nucleotides long. It is a transcript of the gene BCL10, whose product is annotated as BCL10 immune signaling adaptor. Gene Ontology annotation, molecular function: protein kinase B binding; transcription coactivator activity; NF-kappaB binding. Lineage: Eukaryota; Metazoa; Chordata; Mammalia; Chiroptera; Phyllostomidae. The coding region runs from base 283 to 978 and encodes 231 amino acids. Gene Ontology annotation, biological process: positive regulation of extrinsic apoptotic signaling pathway; adaptive immune response; canonical NF-kappaB signal transduction. The record is from RefSeq and is a predicted model, not a curated record. Gene Ontology annotation, cellular component: cytosol; CBM complex. The transcript has 3 exons.
GCCCAGCCUCACCGAGGGAAGGCACCCGCACCGGACCUUGUAGGCUAGGGAAGGAGUGUGGGUUCCGAGGGCCCCGUCGGACACUUAAGUUUGCACGGUUGUUGCCCUACUGGCAGGGCCGGAAGCAGUUUGACGCCCGCACUCCUCUGUUUUCGAAGGGGUAACGCUCUUCCGAUCUGGACUCGGCUUCUCACCCCUCCCCCCGAGGCCGAAGCCCCCAGCUUAGGUGGGGCAGCGCAGCCAGAGCUCCUGAACCCGGAAGAAGCGCCAUCCGCCGCCUUCAUGGAGCCCACCGCGCUGUCCCUCACCGAGGAGGACCUGACCGAAGUGAAGAAGGACGCUUUAGAAAAUUUGCGUGUAUAUCUGUGUGAAAAAAUCAUAGCUGAGAGACAUUUUGAUCAUCUUCGUGCAAAAAAAAUACUCAGUAGGGAAGACACUGAAGAAAUUUCUUGCCGAACGUCAAGUAGAAAAAGGGCUGGAAAGCUAUUAGAUUACUUGCAAGAAAACCCCAAAGGACUAGAUACCCUUGUUGAGUCCAUUCGGCGAGAAAAAACGCAGAAUUUCCUGAUACAGAAGAUUACAGACGAAGUGCUGAAACUUCGAAAUAUAAAACUAGAACAUCUAAAAGGACUAAAAUGUAGCAGCUGUGAGCCUUUUCCAGAUGGAGCCACAAACAGCAUCUCUCGAUCAAAUUCAGAUGAGAGUAAUUUCUCUGAAAAACGGAGAGCAUCCACUAUCAUGUACCAUCCAGAAGGCGAAUCCAGCACAGCUCCCUUUUUUUCUACUGAUUCAUCUCUGAAUUUGCCUGUUCUAGAAGUAGGCAAAGCUGAAAAUCCCACCUUCUCUUCAACUACACUUCCCAGACCUGGGGACCCUGGGGCUCCUCCUCUGCCCCCAGAACUGCAGUUAGAAGGAACUUGUGGAAACUCUGGUGAGAUGUUUCUCCCCCUAAGAUCGCGUGCUCUUUCACGGCAAUGACAGUUCACAGCCUUUUAAUGUUUUUAGUAAUGACUAAUAUUUGAAAAUAUAUGAAUCUUUUUACAAAACUGCUGUAAUGACUUAUUAACACCAAUACACGUCUUUUAAAAUGCAAGGUAAGCACACUUUGUAAAUAGACUCUUCUGAGGAAAAAGAAGCGUAUUUUUAGAUAGCUAAAGUAAAUCAUGUGGAUCAUGUACUUUUCAGAAUUUUGUAUUUUUUUAAUGGUUUAUUUUUUAUUAUAUUUUUUCCCAUUACCAUUUAUCCCCCUAAUACCUUCUUUGAGGUAUUUAGUGUUUUCACAUUUUUUAUGUUUUGAGACCAAUUUUAAUAGGGAACAUUUCUCUAUUUAAUAAUGGAGUCUUAGACUGGGAGUGAUGUUGUUUCUCAGUGCAUUUAUGCUGGGAAUUUUCACAGUCUAACAGUCCUUUCCAUCCAUCCAACAGUAAAUUUUCAGUAUUAAGCCAUUUGUAAUUGCUAAUAAAGCCAAUUACUGAUGGGGAAAAAAUACCAGUAUGCCAAAAAAAAACCUCUUUCCUGCUCAGUUUGGCUUACAGACACUUACAGAGUCCCCUUCUGAUGCAGAAGAACAUCUGACUAGUUUGAGCUACCUAAGGUCUCAAUUAGCCAAAAUACAUUUAUUAACCUUACUAAUUCAUGCCACUUUCUUGAGAUUUUCACAUUCUUUAGCAUUUUCAUUCCAAAAGACAAAUCUUUACAAAAACCCAUUAUUACCUGUAAUUUGGUGAAAUUCUUAAAAAUAUUUUUUCUGUACUUUCUACUCUCUUUUACUGAGGACCACUGUACAAGUUUUAAAAACUGGCACGAGGUGUUCUUUUCUAUGUGGGUAUGUGACAGUCUGUUUUAUAUAAUGUUUGGAACAAGCAGGCCAUUAGUUUGAUUUGACUUUUUGUUAUAUCACAAAGUGUGACUAAAUUUAUGCAUUUAUAAAUUAGGUGCCCAUUGUGUUCAUUUAAAGUAUAAUUCUCUGUAUUUCCUGAUAUCCCUCAAAAAUAUUUCCAUUACUUAAAGCAGAGAUGGAAACAUGCUAUUAACAAUAAAAAUGUUUGAAUUGUUGUGCUGUUUUGGAAGUUUCAAACUUUUUAAUAGGAAGUAAAUAUCUAGAAUACUUAUUUUAUAUGUACUAAUUUUUAUAGAAGAUAUUUCAAGUGUGAGAUCAAGUUGCAUUUCUGGAUAAACCAGUGAGGCAAUCAAUCCUGAAGAAGAUUGGCAUAUUGGUUUUAAAGACUGGAUAAUUUUUCUAAUGUAAACAUCUUCUAAGGAUUAUGGAGAAACAUGUUUCACAUCUAGUGUAGCAUAAGAAUAUAAUGGUAUUACAUUUAAAGAUCUUAUUUUUAGAGAUAGGUGUAGGGAGGCAGAAAGAGAGGGAGUGAAACAUCAAUCAGUUGCCUCUCCUGCGCCCCAACCAGGACUCGGCCACAGCCCAGGCUUAUGCCCUGACUUCUCAGUUUACAAGAUGAUGUUCAACCAACUGAGCAUGCGUAGCAUUACAUUUAAAGAAAUCUUUUUUAAAAGCAAAAGCAGGCUUUUCACUAAUUAAAACAAUUUAAUAUGCAGUUAUUGUUUUAAAUAGGAUCUACUCAGACCAUAAUGUUAGAUAGGUUAGAGGACCUAUAUUUAUAGUUAAUAACACUUCAUUUUCUUUCAGAUUGUUGAAUACCUAUAUAGACAAUAAAAUGAAGAUUUUAACAAAUUGAGGCUUUUGGGUUUUCUGAAUCCUAUAAAGUUUUUUAAAUACUGAAAACCAACCAUCGCCAACAAAUGUUUAACUUUGAAUGAUUGACAUGAUACAGUGCAACUGGUGACUAGGCUAAUGAGUGCAGCAGUGAAAAAGUUACUUUUCACAGAUACCGCGUUAUCACUUAGUCCAAAACAUCUUUGAGCUCAGGUUUGUAUUGCUUCUUUGGAAAACUAACAGACUUUAUUUUUUAGAGCAGUUUUAGGUUUAUAGAAAACUUAAGCAGAAAGGACAGAUUUCCUGUAUGUUCCCUCUUGUCCUGUUUCCCACAUUAACAUCUCUAAUUAGUAUGAUACAUUUAUUAGAAUUGAUGGACCAGUCUUGAUACAUUACUAUUGACUAAAGUUAAUAGUCUUUGUUACAGCUCAUUCAGUGUUGUGUAAUUCUGUAAGUUUUGACAAAUGCGUGUGUCAUGUAUUCACUAUUAUAAAAUACCAUACAGAACAAUCUCACUGCUCUAAAAAUCCCGUAUUCCACUUACUCAUUCCUUCGUUUUUCCUCCCCUUCCUAUUUGGUA